Gryllus bimaculatus (two-spotted cricket) is the source of this 462-nucleotide messenger RNA. The record is from the annotation of a GenBank genome assembly. Lineage: Eukaryota; Metazoa; Arthropoda; Insecta; Orthoptera; Gryllidae.
GCAGCUUCCGCUGCGAGUGCCCGGGCCGGGUGGGCGGGCGGGGCGGCGAGGCCUAGCGGGCUGCUCGGCGGACUGCGACGGAGUUGCGCCGAGGCGCGCGCCGCGGGGCUGCGCCUGUGCUCGCACGUGUGCCGCAACGCCGAGGGCGGCUUCGCGUGCGCCUGCCCGCACGGCCUGGCGCUGGCCGCCGACCGCCGCUCCUGCCUGCCCCCGCAGCACCAGCAGCACCUCCGGCCGCGCGCGCGCGCGAACCCGCACCCGCCGCAGCAGCACGUGGUGCACCUGCAGGCGCACGCGCUCGCCCACGCCUUGCACGGGCUGGGCUUCAACCACACGCACAAGGUGGUGAUCAUGGAGGAGCACCCGGACCAUUCAGGUGAAGCCCACAAGGACAUAUCGGUGGCGGUGAUUUCGGCCCAGCCGCCCGAACACGCGCAUCACCACGACGAACCGGACACCAGG